AUGAGCUUCGUACAGCUGCAGCGGCCCCUUCAGAGGGGGGCUGCUGCCUCUUUGCGUGGCACCACCACCACGACUACUGUCGCCGGUCUCGAAGAGCGAUUCACAAGGCUAAGGAUCACGCUGCAACAGACCAAUGCCGCCCUCCAGGGAACACGUUAUGCCUCGGUCAAGUCGCAGGGUGCCUACAGGAUCCCUAAUAAAAAGACAAUAGCCAAGAAGAUGGGCGCCAAAAAGACUGGUGAUCAAUAUGUCAUUCCCGGCAACAUCAUCUACAAGCAGCGUGGUACAAUAUGGCACCCAGGCGAGAACACAAUCCUCGGAAGAGACCACACCAUCCACGCUGCUGUUGCUGGCUACGUCAAGUACUACCGCGAUCCCGCCCGUCACCCAACACGCCAGUACAUUGGCGUCACCUUCAACCGUGAAGACAAGCUCCCCUAUCCCCCGGGCGCCCCCCGCCGGAGGAAACUCGGGUUGGUGGCUGUCCCCCGCAAGACCGAAGAGGCCCCAGCCACCCCCGAUGCUCUCUCGCCCAGCGGCAUUCCCCUAGCAGUUACUCGUCUUCCGCAAAUAGAGAUGCGAGAGGAGACGGCUCCAGAACCGGUCGAGGCCGCCGUCAGAGAGCCCGAAAAGACACCGCUCAAGGACGGCAACUCGAUCAUCUCCGCCCUCAUCAAGGACAAGCUUCACAAGAGACGGUUGCAACAAGCCGCCGCCGAGAAGGAAAAGGAGCGCUUGAAGAAGGAGUCCGAGAUCCGCAUGAACACGCGUGUGUUGAGACUGCAGGACGACUACAGCUAUCGUGAGAGCAACUGGGAGAUUGGUCGCCUGGUGGGUGACGUGGGAACCAUCCCAGGAUCGGAAAAGAUGGAUUCCCGAAGGGCCAAGUUCCGCCUGCGUCGCAGAAAGAGAAUGUGCAGCUUCAACGCCAUCAAGAAGCGCAAGGCUGCCAAGGCUCAGCUCAGGGAGGAAUACAAGGCUCGCGUGCGGGCAAACCGUGAGAAGAGGAUUGCCGAGAGACGCGCGUUUGCCGCCAAGGUCAAGGCUGGUGCUGCUGCGAAGGGAGGAGACGCUUCCGGAAAGGUUGAGGCGUGA
Molecule: messenger RNA, 1095 nt
Organism: Podospora bellae-mahoneyi
Lineage: Eukaryota; Fungi; Ascomycota; Sordariomycetes; Sordariales; Podosporaceae
Gene: MRPL2
Product: 54S ribosomal protein L2 mitochondrial
Exons: 2
Coding region: 1-1095 (364 amino acids)
Biological process (GO): translation
Cellular component (GO): ribosome; mitochondrial large ribosomal subunit
Molecular function (GO): structural constituent of ribosome
Source: RefSeq, a predicted model, not a curated record